Messenger RNA from Sceloporus undulatus (fence lizard), 1180 nucleotides. It is a transcript of the gene LSMEM1, whose product is annotated as leucine rich single-pass membrane protein 1. Bases 663 to 1112 code for a protein of 149 amino acids. The transcript has 4 exons. The record is from RefSeq and is a predicted model, not a curated record. Lineage: Eukaryota; Metazoa; Chordata; Lepidosauria; Squamata; Phrynosomatidae.
GCAAGCCUUGUUUUUCUCACUGCUUGAAUCAAAAGCUAGGAAAGGAAGAUAGCUGAAAGGCCAGAAGAGUGAAUAAACUGAGAUCUAGAUAAUAAGUAGUAUCUUCGCUCCAUCUAAGGAUACCCUUGUUAAUUGACCAAAAUCUUUCCUAGGUUUUUUGCGUUUUUUUCAGGCUAUGUGGCCAUGUUCUAGAAGAUUUUCUUCCUGACGUUUUGCCAGCAUCUGUGGCUGGCAUCUUCAGAGAAAAUCUUUCCUAGUUCAGCAUUUCCUUUGUACAGUGACCCACCAGAUGAUCCUGUAAAGCCCAUAAACAGGAUAUGAAUAAACAUAAUGUUUAAUUUUCUACAGGGGUAGUGAAUACAUACAUGCUAGCAGUAUUUAUACUGGAGAAGAGCAUGAAACAAAUGUGAAUGUAGUCAGUAUAUUAAGAUGGUAAACUCAUAUCUUUUAAAUUACUCUCCAAAUAUGUGAAACCUGACAACUUGGCUGAAUUGAAUACAGUACUAAAUAUAGACGGAAAGUACACUCUGUUUCAGAGCUGAGCUAGUGGAUUCAGUGGAGACACUCCAAUGGAUUUCCAGAACACAAGGAGAAUAGCAAACAGUAUAUUUUCUACUGGAACAUAAUGCUGGAGUUCUGCACCAGAAGUUUAACUAAAAUGUAUGAUGGACAGUUCUGCUGAAAAUGAUGCAGAAAAUUCUCAUGAUGAAGGAAGACUUUAUGUUGUCGAUUCCUUAAACAACUUAAACGCGCAAAAUCAUUGUCUCGUUCAUUCUCAGCACCCAAUCUGGGAAGAGAAUACAGAGAGCACUGGAUGUUUGAUGAUGCAAAACAGCCUGAGAUGCCAAAGCUGGUUCUUCGUCACAUCUAUCAUUACUUUAAUUGUCAGCCUGGCACUUGUUUCUUUUGUAAUAAUCUUAAUAGUUCACACUGGAGAUAAGAUGGAUGAAGUUUCAAGAAAAAUAGUAUUAGAAAGGAAGAGCAUUGAAGACCUUAAGAAAUUUCAUGAUAUGAUUUUACAGUACCUCAACCAGACUGAAUUGAUGGAGAAUAUAGAAAAUAUUAGCACAGUGCAAACAAGACAACCAAGUCAUGAUCUUCCAGGAUAUUGACUGAUAAAUGCUGAGCUGAAAGCCUCAGGGUGGUGGGUCACUCUGUGUAAUAAAAACAAUUCUGUUUA